Sceloporus undulatus (fence lizard) is the source of this 2940-nucleotide messenger RNA. It is a transcript of the gene B3GALT4, whose product is annotated as beta-1,3-galactosyltransferase 4. The transcript is spliced from 2 exons. The record is from RefSeq and is a predicted model, not a curated record. Gene Ontology annotation, cellular component: membrane. Gene Ontology annotation, molecular function: N-acetyl-beta-D-glucosaminide beta-(1,3)-galactosyltransferase activity. The coding region runs from base 132 to 1187 and encodes 351 amino acids. NCBI's taxonomy places the organism in Eukaryota, Metazoa, Chordata, Lepidosauria, Squamata, Phrynosomatidae.
AAGACAGAGAGAGAGAGAGGAUGGGGGCUUCUGCUGCUGCUGCUGCUGCUGCUGCUGCUAAGGAAGGACGCCUCCAUCUCCGGCCGCCUCCUGACUGACCACCCCAGGCUUCGCCAGCUGACCCUCACCCGAUGUCUCUGCCGUCGCGUCCCAAGCGCUGCUCCCGCCCGAGGCGGCUGCUCUGGGGCCUCUUCUCCAGCCUGGCUGCCCUCUCAACCCUCAGCUUCCUGCUCAGCGGUGGCCAUGAGGUGCUGCUCUCGCACUCGCUGCCCUAUGUCCUGCCCGGCGGGGGCCACCCCAUUGGCACCCCACUGCUGCCCUCCGCAGAUGCCUUUCUGCUCCUGCCGAGGCCUGAGGCCUGCACCCCCCGGGCCCCCUCCCUCCUGGUCCUGGUGGCCAGUGCCCCUGGCCACGACACCCGCCGCCAGGCCAUCCGCGCCACCUGGGGGGGCACCCACUGGGCCGGGGAGCUGACCGUCCGGACGUUCUUUGCACUGGGGGUGCCCUCGGAGCCCCAGCUGCAGGCAGCGCUGGAGGGAGAGGCGGCAGAGCAUGGGGACCUGAUCCAGGGGCGCUUCCUGGACACCUACGCCAACCUGACCCUCAAGACGCUGGCCCUGCUGGGCUGGGCGGUCACCCAUUGUCCAGGCGCCCUCUUCCUAGCCAAGGUUGACGAUGACGUCUUCCUCAACCUGCCCACCCUGGCGGAGGAGCUGGGUCGCCGCGCUACCCUGGAGCCUGCCUACCUGGGCCGGAUCCACUGGCACGUCUGGCCCAACCGGGACCCCCGCAACCGCCACCACGUGCCGGCCACCCUCUACCCAGGGGGCUCCUUCCCCCCCUACUGCAGCGGCUCGGCCUACAUCCUCUCAGGGGCCGCCGUGCCCGCCCUCCUGGGCACCGCCCGCCAGGUGCCCCUCGUCCCCCUGGAAGACGUCUUUGUGGGCCUCUGCGCCCACCGGGCGGGCAUCGUCCCCCAGCACCUCACCCACAUGGCUGGGGCCACCCACCUCCCAGUGGACCCUUGCUGCUACCGGAGGGUCCUCUUCAGCGUCCACGGAGUGAGCCCCCAGGACAUGGUAGCCGCCUGGGAUGCGGCUGCCCCCCACGAGGAGGUCUGCAGCCUCUGGCAGCGGGCACUGGGCAUCCUCCGGUGCAAGGCCCUGACCUGGAUGGCUGCCCUCUGAGGACUCUCCGCAGCGCUAGACCAGACGGAGGUCAUGCAGGGAGGCUCUGGACAAGACAGCAAUGUCCGUCCAUCCAUAAGGCCAAGGCUCUCUGAACAAGUGGGCAGUGUCCACCUAGGAAGCCAGACCAGAUGGAGGCCACGCAGAGGCUCUCCAAACAAGUGGGCAACCUCGGUCUGUCUGUCCAUCCACCUGCAGGUCUCUCAACAGGGUCAAGACUGGACAAGCGGCCAAGCUCCGUCUGUGCCCUCAGGCCUCUCACCGAGACACACCAGCCAGAAGGUCAUGUAGGGACACUUCAGACAAGUGGACAACCUCUGUCCAUCUGUAUUUCCAAAGCUCUCCAGAGAAGUGAAGAGCCUCCAUCUGGGAAGCCAGGCCAGCUAGACGUCCCACAGGGACCUUCUGGUCAAGUAGACAACCUCCAUCUGAGAAGCCAGACCAGGUGGACGUUACUCAGGGACCCCCUGGAGAAGUGGACAACCUCCGUCUAUCCAUCAGCUUGUCAGCAGGACCAAGGCUCUCUGAACAAAUGGACAACCUCCGUCCAGUGAGGGCUCCGCGAAGCCAGCCCUCACUCCUGCUUCUGCUGCUUCUUUGGACUUGAACCCAGAGUGGACAAAGAGAGGCAGCUCAUCUGGUUUUUUUACUGAUGGGGGGGGGGGGGAGGAGAGACCAUCCCACUGAACUGACCACUACCUCAGAAGCUCUUGGCUCAGAGUGUCCCCACCCCUGGAAAGCCUGCAGCGCCCCUUGCACUCAGCCCCGGCAGCCAGGCCGUCUUUCCUUGCAGGGAGGGCGUUCUUCUUUUCAUAAUUACGAGCCUCCUGAUGUAAAUUAAGAGCCAGUGUCCAAAACCUGACGUAUUGAGCUCCCCUCUUUUGAGGGGAGAGGAUAGAAGGGAGAGCUGUAAAGCCAUUGAUUGAUUGAUUGAUUGAUUGGAUGUCCCCCUGUGGGGAAGGGCCCAGACCUUUGCACUCUAAAGAAGGGACAUUAUAUGCAAAGGAGAAGUAAUUGCCCCUUGAGCUGCCUCCAGGUUUGUUUGCUUAAGCCACUGUGACGGAGAUAAGAUGGGGACUUGAACCCGGAACCCUCGCCCUGAAAAGCCACAGAAGUGUUUUGGGUGCGGCUGAGGCUCAGCCCUUGGAGAAGCAAAAGGGAAAGGCCCCACUGAGCUCUGGCUCUGCCCCAAAGGCAAAUAUCAGUAAAAAUGAUGAUGAUGAUGAUUACUAUUAAAGCCAAACUGCGAUGAGAAAAAGGUGACAAAAGAUGGGGGAUGGGGGACCCAGGAGGGCCAAGACCCCCGCCCCAAACCCCAGCCAGAGAGAUUUCUCUGCAAACGCAAGUGCUAAUCCUGCAGUGGCCAUUUUGGAGCAGGAACCGUCGUCCACUGGGGCAGUGUCUAGAUUUGUUCAUAGGACUACAAUUCCCAUCUGUCCCAGGCGAAGGUUGGGGAUUCUGGGAGGUGCAGUCUAACAGCAUGGGGAGAGUGGACGCCUCCACUGCCCAAAAGGGUCUUCAGCUGCUGAGAGGAGGAGGAGGAGAUGGGAGGCCCCUUUAGUGAAGGAUGCUGGGAGAUGCAGUAGCAAUGCAGGACUGGCAAGUGGGUCGGAGGGUGGGCCAAGGACCCCUCUUCCUCUUCCUCCUGGAGAGAAGUGACCAGUGGGGUCCCACAGGGCUCUGUCCUGGGUCCAGGGCUAUUCAACAUCUUUAUCAUACUUAUCACAUUUGCAGAGGACACCAAACUAGGAGG